UAGUUAGAAAGUGAUUUUUGCCUGCGAUUCACAUGUCACUUAAAUCUUUCGUUUGAAUUUCCCAUUUCCUCAUUUAUUUUGCAUUUUCCGGCAGCCAUUCUAUCAAAAUUCACACCCACGAUGUCCGGCAAACUUUUCAAUGCCACCGUAUGUUGUGGUAAUCUUAAGAUCCUUUGCUCAUUGGAAGGGGCCACAAGGCCGCUCUAUAACACCUGGCGGCGUGGCAAGCAUUGGAGGUUCUCGUUCAGUCAUCCAAUCUCCAAAAUUCGGCGCAGUAUUUUUGCGGACUCUACAGAAAACCCCAUUCAAAAGGAUCUGCACUAUAAGUUCAGAAAAAACGAGGUGAAUUUCCAUCAAGGAUUUUAUACAAUAAGGCAUUUUGGAAGCUCACCAAAUGAUGGAAAUUCUGGUGAUCCUCCCGACACGGAUAUGCUGGUGGAAAGCCGCGAGGGAAAGGGCAUACGGUUUCCCGUGGGAUCACGUUCAGAGAAACCUCAAACAGGAAAAGUUGAAACUCCGGUGGAUCCUCAAGUUCCCAAAGCUCUUGAUAAAUCCUCCAAAGAUGGAUUGGAUGAGCUGGGAUUUGGGGACAAGUUGGAUAAAGGAAACUGGGACACCAAAGAAACCAUGGAUGAAGUUACCGGGAGUUUAGGCUCUGGCCAAGAUAAUGACAAGAUAUCGAAUGAUGUUAUCGGAAGGAAGUCAAGUCCACCGGAAGCAAGCAAGAGCACUGGCGAUAAGUCUUCUGGCGGCAAACCCCCAGGAGAUAAUUCCUCUGAAGGGAAAGACCCUGCCGUAGUACCUACCAAGCCACCUAGUGUACCUAUACUGCCUCCAAGGUCUGCCGGUUUUUCUCACCAGCCACCCACGGGACCCACGCCACCUGCAGGACCUGCAGGACCAUCACCAUCGAGUCCUACGCCUACGAAAAUACCCACCAACAAAGCUCCCACUAAACAGCCACCGGCACCUCCUAGUAAAUCUAGAACAGGUUCUCCUCCGAGUAAGCCACCAACGGGAAAUAAGCCUCCUCCGAAAGGACCUCCUCCUGGAAAGCCACCAAAGGGAAAAACACCUCCAAAAGGGACACCUCCUCCCAAAGGACCUCCUCGUGGUAAGCCACCACAAGGAAAAACUCCUCCUCCGAAAGGACCUCCUCCUGGUAAGCCACCACAAGGAAAAACUCCUCCUCCAAAAGGACCUCCUCCUGGUAAACCACCAACAGGAAAGACGCCACCUCCGAAAGGACCUCCUCCUGGUAAGCCACCAACAGGAAAGACGCCUCCUUCAAAAGGACCUCCUCCUGGUAAGCCACCAACAGGAAGUACGCCACCUGGGAAAGGAGGAGCAGGAGACAAAUCUUCCGGAGGACAGAGCUCUGAUCAAAAGCGUGUCAUUACGCUGAUGCCCGGUGAUGGCAUCGGUCCGGAGAUCUCGAUGGCCGUCAUCCAGGUACUGGAGGCCGCCGGUGCGCCGUUGAUCUUCGAGCCCGUGGACGUUACGCCGGUGAUGAAUAAGCAGGGCCAGACUACGGUGCCCGAGGAGGUGAUCGAGAGCAUGAACCGGACCAAGGUGGGCCUGAAGGGUCCCCUGAUGACCCCGGUGGGCACUGGCUUCCGCUCCCUGAACCUCACGCUGCGCCAGCUGUUCAAUCUGUAUGCCAACGUCCGGCCCUGCCGAUCACUGCCCGGCGCCGAGACGGUCUACGGUGGGGUGGACAUCGUCACCAUUCGCGAGAACACCGAGGGCGAGUACUCGGGCAUCGAGCACACCCUGGUCAACGGGGUGGUGCAGAGCAUCAAGCUGAUCACCCGGGCGGCCUCGCUCCGCGUGGCCGAGUACGCCUUCCAGUACGCGUUGGCCAUGAAGCGCAAGAAGGUGACCGUGGUGGCCGAGAAGCACGUCAUGCGGAUGUCCGACGGCCUCUUUCUGCGCUGUGUCCACGAAAUGGCCGCCAAGUACAAGAGCAAGCUGGACGAGGCGGGCAUCGUGUUCGAGGAGACCAAUAUGACCACCUUGUGCCUAAACAUUGUCAUCAACCCCAACAAGUAUGACAUGCUGGUGCUGCCCAACCUGUACGGGGACAUUAUCUCGGACACAUGUGCCGGGCUGAUUGGCGGACUGGGACUGACGCCAUCCGGCAAUGUGGGCGAGCACGGCGCCAUCUUCGAGUCGGUGCACGGCACCGCUCCGGACAUCGCCGGCAAGGACAUAGCCAAUCCCACGGCUCUGCUGCUCUCCUCCGUCAUGAUGCUGCACUACAUCGGGAUGCACGAGCAGGCGGACAAGAUCGAGCAGGCGAUCCUGAAGACCAUCAGGGACGACAACGUCCGCACCAUUGACCUGGGCGGCAAGGCCAAAUGCUCAGAGUUUACCAAUGCCUUGAUCAAGAAUCUUAAAUGAUCUCUGGGCCCUCUGAAGGGAUAUAAAUUAUUGUUGUCUGCGAUGUGAAGCUCCAUGAACAAGUAUUAUUAAUUUGUUUUUAUUAUUAAUUUCUUUUAACUUGUUAACUCGGAUGCUAUUAGAUAUAUGAAAGGCAUAUUACCAAUAAUAAUACCCAGCUUCAAAUCAA
This is a messenger RNA of Drosophila kikkawai, 2572 nucleotides long. RefSeq lists its product as uncharacterized. NCBI's taxonomy places the organism in Eukaryota, Metazoa, Arthropoda, Insecta, Diptera, Drosophilidae. Gene Ontology annotation, molecular function: NAD binding; magnesium ion binding; isocitrate dehydrogenase (NAD+) activity. Gene Ontology annotation, cellular component: mitochondrion. The record is from RefSeq and is a predicted model, not a curated record. Gene Ontology annotation, biological process: tricarboxylic acid cycle; isocitrate metabolic process.